Messenger RNA from Anolis sagrei ordinatus, 3450 nucleotides. RefSeq names its product solute carrier family 38 member 3 (gene SLC38A3). Gene Ontology annotation, cellular component: plasma membrane. NCBI's taxonomy places the organism in Eukaryota, Metazoa, Chordata, Lepidosauria, Squamata, Anolidae. The record is from RefSeq and is a predicted model, not a curated record. Gene Ontology annotation, molecular function: L-glutamine transmembrane transporter activity; L-histidine transmembrane transporter activity; L-asparagine transmembrane transporter activity. Gene Ontology annotation, biological process: asparagine transport; histidine transport; amino acid transmembrane transport.
GCCGCGGAGAUUGGAAGGCGGCGCGGGGGCGGUCCCGCCGGGCCUUAAUCUGCCCCUCCAUUGGGGAUUAUGGGCUCACACUCUCGCAAGGGCCAGCCGGAGAGAGGGACGCCCGCCACCAAGGACGCACCAGCCAGGAAGGGGUUCGCCCAGCCCAGGAAAAACUCGGCCCGCCAACGACGCCGCCAGAAACUGCAUCAUUACAGAGACUGGCCUCUGCAGAUUUGAACUUCACACAUUGACCUGCUGCUUGUCUGAAAACUCAGUGUCUAAAAGAUCAGCUGCUUGUUGAAAGGUUAAGUGUCUGCUCACUACAGAGUGCAGAGAUGAACUCCACAGAGAUCCCCAUUCAAACUGAGAUGGUAGAACUGGUGCCCAAUGGAAAACAUACAGUGAUGAAUUCUUCUGGUCCAUCUAUGGGAAAUGACAGAUUUGACGAGAACCAGCCAGAGAUGGAGGAGUUCCUUCCUCAUGGAGCUGAAAAGAAACAUACUCAUUUCACAGAUUUUGAAGGAAAGACCUCUUUUGGAAUGUCUGUCUUCAAUCUCAGCAAUGCCAUUAUGGGAAGUGGGAUCCUUGGUUUAGCCUAUGCCAUGGCCAACACUGGCAUCCUUCUUUUUCUAUUUCUCUUGACUGCUGUAGCACUGUUGUCCAGUUACUCGAUCCACUUGCUGCUCAAAUCCUCAGGAAUUGUCGGAAUCCGUGCCUAUGAACAGUUGGGCUACAGGGCAUUUGGAACUCCAGGGAAAUUGGCUGCUGCUGUUGCUAUAACACUACAGAAUAUCGGAGCCAUGUCAAGUUACCUGUACAUUGUGAAAUCUGAAGUGCCUCUGGUUAUCCAGACCUUCCUCAACCUGGAGGAGAAAACAACGGACUGGUACAUGAACGGCAAUUACCUGGUGAUCAUGGUUUCCAUCUCCAUCAUCCUCCCUUUGGCUCUCAUGAAACAACUUGGUUACCUUGGUUAUGCAAGUGGUUUUUCUCUCAGCUGCAUGGUCUUCUUCCUUAUUUCGGUCAUUUACAAAAGGUUCCAGAUUCCCUGCCCACUUCCAGACAGAGACAAUGGCACAAGCAACAUGAAUUAUACCCCGGUCAGCACAAGCAGCUAUCAGAAUGACCACACAGUCAUGGAGGAAACCAAUGAAGAGAUCUGCUCCGCAAGUUUGUUCACACUCAACUCUCAGACAGCUUACACCAUUCCUAUCAUGGCAUUUGCUUUUGUGUGUCACCCUGAGGUCCUGCCUAUUUACACUGAACUGAAAGAUCCAUCCAAGAAGAAAAUGCAGUGCAUCUCCAACAUCUCCAUCACUGUCAUGUAUGUCAUGUAUUUCCUGGCUGCUCUUUUUGGCUACCUCACUUUCUAUGGCCAGGUGGAAUCAGAGCUGCUACACACCUACAGCAGAGUUGACCCAUUUGAUGUGCUGAUCCUAUGUGUGCGGGUGGCUGUGUUGACAGCAGUGACAUUGACGGUGCCCAUUGUUCUCUUCCCGGUGCGCCGUGCAAUUCAGCAGAUGCUCUUCCAAGACAAGGAAUUCUGCUGGAUCCGACACACUAUCAUUGCGGUUGUACUGUUGACAUCAAUUAACCUGCUUGUCAUUUUUGCCCCUUCUAUCCUGGGCAUCUUUGGCCUGAUUGGUGCCACUUCGGCUCCCUGCCUAAUAUUCAUCUUCCCGGCAAUAUUCUACAUCCGGAUCAUGCCCAAUGAGACGGAGCCACCAAAAUCCCCUCCCAAGAUAGUGGCAGCCCUCUUUGCGUGCCUUGGUGUGCUGUUCAUGAUCAUGAGCCUCAGCUUUAUCAUCAUUGACUGGGCCACUGGAGGUGGGAAGAGUGGAGGCAGCCACUAACAAGGCAGGGCCUGGAGCCUUGUGACGUGGAUCAACGCCUUGGGAAACUAAGCUGGCUUGGAUACCUUUCCUGCCCCCCUCCAUGUCCAAUAGUACUGUAAUGUAAUGUAGUCCCUUGCUCCAUUCUGAGCUGGGGUGCUGUUUCGUUACUUGGUCUUUACAUCCAUGCUGAGCCAGGGGAUGCUGCAGGCUGGACCUGACCAGAAACCUGUUUCUAACUCUUUGAAGCAUUUGAUUUUAUCUCCAGGUCUGGGAUGGGUCAGACCAAUGGCCAAUGAACACAUAAACUGGGGAAACAGUCCGUAUCUGAGGGGUUGAGCGGGGGGAGGGGGGAGCUGCCAUGAGAAGCACAUCCAGCCCUGUAUAUCAAAUAUGGCUGUCCACACUGAGGGGGCUGGGGAAUCAGCAGCAGAAGAUGAUGGGAAGGGUGGCUAAAGAACCUAGGUACAGAGAGCUCACCUGAGGUUCACAGCUGGUUGGAAGAAAUGACAGGUUUCCCUAGCAGAGGCAAAAAGUAUGAAGUGAAUACAUUUUGGAAAGGAAUAUUAUUAUGGAAUGUUAUUUGGGAAUAUAUAAUAUUAAUAUAUUUUGAAAUCAUAUUCCAGGCCUUUUAUGACUUUGACUAUAGGGCUUCCGUCCCUCUCAGAUGUCAUUCCUCAGCCUUUAUUUCUUGGUGGAUUUUCUCUCUCAAACUUGGUUUUUCUUCUGCAAGAGCCUCAAAAGCCUUAUGAUCAAUGGUCCUCUCUCAGGACAGUUCAUUGUUUUGUGUAAUAACAAGGUGAAUCUUGCCAGUUUCCAUAUGUGGACCACACUCUGCUUCUACUCCGACCCAGAGGUCUGGUGCCAGGAAAUGGUGUAGGUGUAGCCACCUUUUUGAGCUACCAUUUGAGAUCAGUUAGGAUUGUGCUACCUUCCCUAGGCCCUUUGUCAGAAUUCAGUUUUCCUUAGACAACUGAAGUCAGCUGGACAGAUACAGUAAUAUUUUGGAUACAUGGAUUGGUGAAAGUAGGAGAUUUGCUGAUGAACAUGGUUUUUCCUUCUUUGGGGAGAAUGGAGCUUGAAUUUGGGUUAGAGAAUUGGCCUGUGUUUGGUGACAUAAGAUUCCUCUCAAUUCAUUUCAUUGGAAAUGUUGAAGUGUAGAUUCCUACCAUUAUGAGGCUUUUGUGUCCAAGGCUCUUACAUCCUGAACAUUUAUGCUACCAAUUAUCCAAUCCUUUCAUCUGAGAGAUCAUUCCCUCCUAGCUUAUAAAUAUAUCAGAGUGGUCUCUGUCCCCAUCUACUAGCAGAGGCUAUACUUACUGGGAAAUGUAGCCUUUCCACUAAAGUGGUCCACCAGUCUAACUACUUGCAAGAAUUUAACUGCUGCUAAUUUUAAUGGUUUUAAAAUAAUUUUCAUUUGUUUGUACAUACUUAUAUUACUUUUUCCUUCUGUUUAUUCCAUGAGAUUCCAAUGGAAUUGUAUUUAUAUAGCUGCCUUCAUGAAAUUGGUUUUUCCUUGGCAUAAUUUACAUAGGAAUAGCUGGAUAUUCAGUACAACUGUGAGCAAUUUAGAAAGAAAUAAUUAAUCUUUUCUAUUUCUUCUCUCUAAUCUUGUCAUUUUUUUAAA